AUGGCUCUUGUAGGUCCAAGUGGCUGGCUCCUCGAGCCUGCCCUGCCGCGCGCCUCUCCCGCGCCGCCCCGGGAGAUCCGCCGAGUCCACGGCAACGGCCGCAAGCCGCGAAGCUUCGGCUCGGUGCAGGCAGCGCUGUGUGCGGCCUGCGCGGCGUUGCGCAGCAGGCAGCCUAAGGCCGCCAGACACGCCAAGGAUCCCUCCGCGCAGGGCAAAGGCGAGCCCGGCGAGGCGCCGAAAGCCGAGAGCGCUCCGAGCGCCCAAACGACGGGCCCGAGCGCCCCGAGCGCCACCGAGAGCGAGGCGGAGGCGGAGGCGAAGAAGCUGUCGGCCGCGGAGUCGCGCCUAGCGCUGGAGCAGGCGGCCACAUCUGGAGGAAGCUAUCAGAGCCUCACAGCGGACCAGCGGGGCAUGGUAAACAGCUUCUUCUUCCCAGACGAGGAGGAGCUGGACAUGGACAAGUCCAUGCCCUUGGAGGCGUCCGAACGGGGGGAGGGGAGGGAUGCCGAGGCGGGGACGGGCGGCUCAGCUUCCGCCCUGCCUCCAAAGGCGGGGCUCGGCGGCGCGGCUCGGCGGUUUUGGGGAUCGGGGGACGCGGAGCUCGGGGCCUUGGUGCGGAGCUUCCGGCCCAGCUUGACGCCCAAGGAGGUGCUGCACGCGGGCGCCUUCGGCGGGGGGCCCUGA
Effrenium voratum is the source of this 684-nucleotide messenger RNA. The record is from the annotation of a GenBank genome assembly. Lineage: Eukaryota; Dinophyceae; Suessiales; Symbiodiniaceae.